This is a messenger RNA of Truncatella angustata, 2428 nucleotides long. RefSeq lists its product as uncharacterized. Gene Ontology annotation, biological process: regulation of DNA-templated transcription. The transcript has 6 exons. Gene Ontology annotation, molecular function: zinc ion binding; DNA-binding transcription factor activity, RNA polymerase II-specific; transcription cis-regulatory region binding. The record is from RefSeq and is a predicted model, not a curated record. NCBI's taxonomy places the organism in Eukaryota, Fungi, Ascomycota, Sordariomycetes, Amphisphaeriales, Sporocadaceae. Bases 346 to 2301 code for a protein of 651 amino acids. Gene Ontology annotation, cellular component: nucleus.
UGCGCACCUACACCCCCGAGGCUGACCGGACUUAGCCAGCUUAGCGGCGCAGGGAAGUCCGCCUGGUACCACGCGCCGCAGUUUAUGCGUCAGCUCCUUGCUGAAGAACAAUUGAAACUGAACUUUACUAUCAGCGGCUGGAAAUUCUCUGAAUCGGUCUAGGGUCGUCCGCAUUUCUACUUGGCCUUUAGGCAUUUUAUCGCCCAUUGGCACAGCAAGUGCUUCCAGUCAGCUCAUUGAUUGACAUGAGAUUUUUACACAUUCUUCACUUGUGGUGGAUAGUGGAAGCUACAAUCACUUACAUUGGCUAGUGAGCCGCAUCUGCCCUUCUUCCGAAUCAACAUUAUGGAGACAUCUAACUCCACGCCUGCUCGGUCUAAACCCCAGUCUCGAGCAUGUGAGGCGUGUAGGGCGGCAAAGAUACGAUGUCAAAUAGGCCCGCAGCCUGGCAUUUGUAAGCGGUGUUCUGACUUUAAGCGUGAAUGUAUAUUUCGGACAGGGCCACGGGUACGAAGAGCUAAGGUUGCCAGAGGCGAACUGGAGCUUCCGCCACCGCCUGGACCGAGCAAGACCUUCAGUAUUGAUUUCAGCAUGCCUGCUGAUGAGGAGCCAGCAGCGAGUUUCGACGACUUAAGGGAUCAGCACGAGCGUUUUAUUGACGACUUGGUGCCGUCAAGCGAGGAAGAGGCAGAAGCCGCCUCAAUGUCUUCGUCAGCUGCUCCAGCUUUCAGCUUCGCCGACCUACCUACUCCAACAUCGAUCGCCAGCUCUAGGUCUAGGCCAAUGGUAGGCCUUGGCAUUAAACCACAAUUCAAUCUCGAUUCUGCGGAGAAGCUCUUUCGGACAUUCAAGGGCAUGCUGCCGUCGUGCCCAUGUAUCGUACUAGGAGAAGACGCUAGUGUCAGGACAAUGGCGAGAGAUUCACCUUUCGUGCUUUUAGCUAUACUCGCUGCGACAAGCUCUUCUACAAGUCUCCAAGGUCAUAGUCUCUAUGAUGAAGAGUUCCGGAAGGUCCUGGGACUAAAAUUCGUCACCGGUGGCGAGAGAUCGUUAGACCUUCUGCAAGGUAUAUUAGUAUACUGUGCCUGGUAUCCCUUUCAUCUACGACCGAAACACCGCCAGGCAAUCCAGUAUCUCAGAAUGGCCACUGAUAUUGCACACGAUCUUGGUCUUGACGAGGAAGAAACUUUUGCUGCCAUACUACAAACCGGGCCCAGUCUCGAAGAUCUUGCAAGCUUUCGAGCAUUUAUAAGUUGCUAUUAUCUGGCCACCACAUUCUCAAAUUCAUUUUCGCGAACCUUGAUUUUCCCGUUCACGGCCUGGCUCUCAAAUUGCUGCGAUCUUCUCGAGCGAUACAGCGCAAUGGAGCAAGACCAUGUGUUAGUAUGGCUGGUACGGUUACACCAUAUAUCCGAUGAGAUACUUGCCUUGCAAAAGAGUUCGCGGAAAUCUGGUUUCCAGAAUGAGCACCACCGGCAGCUUAUUCGAAAAGGUCUAGAGACACAACUGCGAGAAUGGCAGAGCCAAAUUCCAUCGACGAUCGCACUAAUGCCAUGCGUCAUGAUGUCAAGCCUCGUCGAUGACAUGCAAGUUGUGGCAUCUCCAUUGAUGAGUGCAUACCGUCCACGCACUGGAGAAAUAGACCCAGCCUUGGAUCCGAGCCGGCUGAUGAACGUUGUUCACACGGUCAGGGCUUUCUUCGACAUGAUCGUCGCACUACCGGCCGAAGUUAUGAGUCAGUUCUCGAGCGCUGACUGGUUGCAUGUGAUUGUUGCAAAUAUUCUGGCCUACCGCCUAUCCUUGCCGAUUGAUAUAUGUCCCGAUUUUGACGCCUCCCAGGCACGGCAGAUGCUCGACUACGGAUCCUACCUCAGCAAGCUAUGUUUGGGUUCUACUGAGGAUCCCAAGAUGGCUGGAGGACAAAAGACCGAUGUUUGCACAGCGUUUCGCGUAGUUCUACAGUCUCUCAAGACCAAAUUCGACAAAAAGGUCGCCACUGCAGUCGCAAAGGAGGAAAUAAGGAGGAAGGCGCAAGAAUGUCCGAUGUUUGACGGCAGCCUGGACGAUUACAUAUCGCUAUGGGAUGGACAUGGCUUGACGUCGGGCUCUUCCUACCCCGAUUCGCAGUCGAGUACUUCGGGUGUAAUCACGAACACCAUGACAGAUUUCCAACCAGCUGCAGAUUCAUCAAAGCCAAUGACAGCACCUGAUCUCUGGGCUAUGAUGACUUUGGGUUGGGGAGGUGACGAUAUGCAUGAUCUCGGAAUAGGGGAAGCGCAAGUGGACUACGGGAGUCUUUGAUGUUCUAGUCAGAUGUGAAUUGCGGUGUAUCGAUCUUGGUUAUCAUCUCCAUUCUAUGGUUUGGUGCUUGUGUGUCAUAUCUCCAUCAAUUAGAAAUCCUGAUGUAAAGAUUGAGUUAUUGCAACUA